Anopheles merus is the source of this 1726-nucleotide messenger RNA. RefSeq names its product E3 ubiquitin-protein ligase rnf146 (gene Rnf146). Lineage: Eukaryota; Metazoa; Arthropoda; Insecta; Diptera; Culicidae. The record is from RefSeq and is a predicted model, not a curated record. Gene Ontology annotation, cellular component: nucleus; cytoplasm. Gene Ontology annotation, molecular function: ubiquitin protein ligase activity; zinc ion binding; poly-ADP-D-ribose binding. The transcript is spliced from 3 exons. Gene Ontology annotation, biological process: Wnt signaling pathway; ubiquitin-dependent protein catabolic process. Bases 169 to 1179 code for a protein of 336 amino acids.
AUCUGUUCAUUGUUUUGUUUUUGCUUGCUAUCGCUACAUCAUACUGUGUACGUCGUUGCUUCCGUGUGGAAGCAGCAAAAUUGUUGUUUACAAAUCGUUGCAAAUUAUUCACUCUUGCAAAUUCCGUCCGUCUGAGGUUUGUGAUUUGCCAACUGCGGACUCGCCGUGAUGGCCGAAUCCCUCGAGUCAAACGCUUCCACUCCUACCAGUGCCAGAUCGGAAGAUGGCGACAGCGAUGAACUUCCAAAGAAACCGGAAGCAACAUCAGCAACCGACUCCAAACUUGAGUGCCCCGUUUGCCUGCAGACGUGUGUCCAUCCCGUUCGGUUGCCGUGUGGUCAUAUUUUUUGCUUCCUUUGCGUGAAGGGUGUUGCAUUCAAAAAUUUGCGCUGCGCAAUGUGCCGAUGUGAUAUUCCGCUGACAUACCUAGACCAUCCCCAGCUAGUGAACGGUGUGGAAGAGAUUGUGCGUGCCGCUACCGCUUCCGUGCCGGAUGGCAACGAGUACCGUUGGUACUACGAGGGAGGCCAUGGCUGGUGGCAGUACGAUGAACGCACCAGUCAGGAGCUGGAGGAAGCCUACCUGCGGGGUGACAAAAGCUGCAAAAUAUUGGUGGCCGGUUUCGUGUACAUCGUCUCGUUCGAGCACAAGUGCCAGAUACGGCAGAACGACUAUUCGCGCAUUCGCCGCAUCAAGCGCGAUCUGGUGACCAUACCCAAGAAGGGCGUUGCGGGACUGCGGCUCGAGACGGGCGAGACCAACCAGACUCCGACGGCCAACGACAUGAACGAGUUGUCUUCCGCCAUGGGCGAAAUGAAUCUCAAUGAGGGCGCUUCCACGUCUGCUUCGUCGUCCGACGCCGCUGGGAUGGUGAGCGUGUCGAACACAGGCGUUUCGGAUGAUCCCAAUGAUCGACAGGCGGAGGGUGGUGACAGCGCUGAGAAUAGCGAUCACCGAUCGGCCGAGCCGACUAACGAUCUGGAUGAUGUGCCUUGCAUCUCCACCACGACCACAGAUUCGCCGAGCAGCUCCAGUACAGCUGCUGCAAACAGCGCAAGCGGCACUGUUGUUGUCGGUCCACCAUCCCAGGAACUGAUCGAUCUGAACCAUCCGGAUUACUCUGCUACCGACAGUGAUGACGAUGGAAGUGAUGCUGAUGAUAAUUUGCUCGUGCUGUAAGACAUCCUCAUCGUGCGUGUGUUCUCCUUCCUCCAUCGUCCACAUUUUGGGAGGGGAAGUAGGAGUCCCUCGGGCCGUUCUGCUCAAGCCAAUUUGUCGCGCUUAAAGGCUCGCCAGACGGAUGGCCAACCCUAUGGCCCGGUGUGGCUCCGCACGCGCACUAAAGCAUUCUAAAGUGAUAUCAAACUAUAUUGCAUAGCUCUAUUUACUCGUAAACCGUUAGAUCGCGAGCGAGCGCAAAGUAUCUUUAAACAAAUCGCUGAACCACGGACCCAACCGUGGCAAUAUUUUAAAUCUUAAAAUUUCUCAUGAUAGAGAUCCAUUUUACUAUAUUCACAAACAGGUUUUAUGUAUAACACCAUUACAUUUAAUUAUAUAUAUGAUAGUUUGUGUAUUUUUGUGCUAUCUAACACGUGUAUUCGUCCGUUUCGUCUUCAUGCAAACCGUAUGGACUAGCGUUAAGUUCAAUUAUGGCGAAAAGUUUUCUUCGCUAUUCACCUACACAAAUAUCGAUCGAACUGGAUACACAACAGUUUAUGAUUGCAAU